CAGGCUGACCCCACAGAAAACUGGGGCCAGAUGCCCAUCCUCUUCCCACCUCAGAGCCUGUUGUCCUCAUUCCCGAGCUCCCUGGGCUCAGGGACCCCCUGGUCUUUCCUCUUCACUGAAGAGCUCCAUCUCUAUUCUUUUGGUAGCCACACCCCCAAAACCUGUCCUCCCGCUCAUCCUGUACCCCUUCUUCCUCUCCAAUGGAAGAAUCCACUUCGCCUUGUCUGUCUCUUUCUGGGAAAACAUUGAGAAGGGAGGGGAUCCCCUCUUUUCCUUCCUUGGUCCCUUCCUCUCAUUCCUGGUAUGGAUGAACCACCCGCAUCCAGCUUCACAGUCUGGGUCCCUUCUCCAGCCCCAGUCUGACCCAGUCCCUUCUGGACAUGCUACGCCCUUGGCUAGGCUCCCCCGCAUCCUGCCUCACCCAUGCCAGGCCUGGCUUCCUGGGCUGCCAGCACUCCAGGAGGUCUGUCCACCCUCCUCCUCCCAUCUGAGGAUCCAGCAUGGGGGCUGGACUCAGAGUCCUUAACCAGCUCAGGGCCAUCAGAGAGGGUACCAGGCCCAGGUGGGUCUUACGUGUGCAUCACGUAGCACCAAGGGCUGCACUCUGGCCCCAGAGUCGGUGUGCAGUGUCUUGCCUUCUUUGUCUGUCUCUCUUCACCUUACCCCCCACCCCACCUCUGAUCCCUGCUCUCCCCAGAGCUCCUUGAGGAACAGAACAGGUUCUCUAUCCCUUUCUUUGCACUUACAGGAUCUUGACAUGGUUGAUGGGGUCUUGUUCCUCUUUCUGUACUCAAACUGGGGGCCAUGGGUGAGCGAGCCAUUCUUUGUAGUAAGGAGUGUGGGGCUGGUUUGGGUUAUCAUUUUCUCAACCUCUGAAUGUGCAAAUCCUUCUCACUCUGGCAGGUUGUUUGGGAGGACCCCAGUGCGUGUGCAUAACAGAGGAAGAAAAGAAGGCAUUGACGGGGAAGUGGGUUCAGUUCUUUGGGGAGAGAGCUCUAGUUCUCAUUCCACCUUCCUGGGCUUUGGGAAGCUCCUGGGCAGAGGCUCUUGCUCAGGAAUACCACAGGCCUCCUGACCCAGUGCCAGCUGGGGGAGUGCUUCCUGUAAGCCCCUCAGCCUUGGGGGUGCUCCUCAGGACUUGUCCUCUCUCUGUCCUCUUUUUCCGUUGCCCACAAUCUUUUGAUCCUCCUAGGUAGAACUCUUCCUUCCUUGGGUCUUGAGUGACAGCCCCAGAAGCCAAUGGUGAGGGGAUUCCUAGGGGAAUUCAGGAGUCUCCUGUCUUCUCUCCUGUGAGUGGGCUGGGGCUGGACCUGGCAUAAUGAUAGGCCACGUGGUGCUGUCUCCUGGUCUACUCAGCAAGAGAGUCUCAACUCUGCCUCUGGCCAGAGCUGCUGGUGCCUGGACCUCUGAGCCUGGCUGGUUUAAACCGGCCUGCACUGUGCUGGGAGCUGAGUGUAUCCUGGGCAGCCGGAGGCAGACAGCUGAGGAGCUGUGAUGGAGAGUGAAGGCACUGGGGCCACCCUGAACUGUGGCCCUCUCCACACCCUAGUGGGCUCUGCUCCCUGGGAACAGGCCCACUGAGCAAGGAGAGCCAACUGACACUGAGCUACAGGCUCUGGCACUGAACCCCUGCUCCUCUUCCGUUCUUCCCAAGUCACACCUGGGCCUUGGUAGGGAGUUGUUUUCCUCUCAUCUCUAGAGGCCUGGAGGAAGUUCUAGAAUAUGUGAUCAGUGGGAGAGCCCUUGGCUCUAGAAGGAUUGACCAGAGUUCUGCCACGGGUCAGAACUCCUUUAGCUGCUGGAAGACCAGCCAUGGGAUGGGGGGCAUGUGGGGCAUGGAUGCCCAGUAGUACCUAUGCUGGAGGUUGGGGUGUGAGGGGCCUGAGGGAGGGGCUGGGGGAAGGAGGGAACGCUUCUUGGUGGCUCCCUGCCACAGGUGGGAUUCCACUUCACCUUCACAGUGACCCUGGAAGGGGGCAUUGAGGUCAGGGGUCUCUUGCCUGGUCAGCCUCAGAGCUGGGUUUGCUUCCUGGAGGAUCUGGUCACAGAUGACAUGGGCUGCACACAUGUUGCAUCAAGAUGGGUGGGCACAGAGCCUUCUUUGUGUCCCUGGUCAGGGCCCACUGCUAACCAUCACCUUCUGGCCUGGGUUUUUGCUGGCCCAUCUCUAGUAGACUAGUCUCAGGCGUGUUCCACUCUUUUCCUAUCGGCAACAUUUUUCCUAGCCCUGUUGGGACAUGUGGCUCGGGGCUGGUACCAGCCCCACCGUCCAGCUGGGGGCUCUCUCAGAUGGUGCCCAGCUCUGGGGUGAGGAGAAGAGCCAGUAGCCAUGCUGAGCCCUGUGUGCUGUGCCUGGCACUAGAGCUGCGGGAGACAACUCAAUGGGCUUCUAGAGUUGGCUGGGUGCACGAUAACUCAAGAGCUUACUCUCUGGCCACCAGACCCCACCUCCGUGCCACUAGGGAAGCCUUGGUGGUGGUGAAAACUCGCCUCAAGCAGACAUGGGCUGCAUGGGUGGACCUGUCCACCUGCUUCCAAGUCUGAGCCCCUAGCCUGGCAGGGCCUGCUCCCCUGCAUGCCCAGCACAUCGCACCACACACCUGGGUUGGGAAGUGCUCCGGUGUCACAUAGUUCUCACUAUGGCUGGCAUUAGGACAGGGUAGGGCCAGGGCAGGUACAGCAGAUGGUGGCUUUGAUGUUCUCCAGGCACGCAGGUGGGAAUAGGAGGGCUGGAGGUACAUCAGGGACGCUCACGCAGGAGCAGAUGGUAGGCAGCCUGUGCUGGCAGGAGUUCUAGAUGCAGCCCAGUGGCCCCAGGGCAAUGUGACCCUCCUCUACUGCCUAUGAGAGCGCCUUCUCUGGGGGAAACACAGCCUCAUUGGUGCCUGGAGUGAUGCAGCUCCAUGCCUGCAUCCUCAGCUCUCCCCUAGCCCUUCACAUGAGGCUCAAUGUGUCCUCCAUCAGACAGACCUGGCCCUGACCCUGCUGACAUGAGUGAAGGCCCUGAGCUGUGGACUGGCAUCUGGAGGAAGGGGCUGCACAGCUCCGUCCAGCCUCUCACCAGCCAGAAAAGCUUGUGACCCCUGUCAGGGUGAGGGACUAGUCAGGGGGUCUCUGUUAUGGAAUAUGACCCUAGCUGGCCUUCUGGCCCCUGUGCCCACUGUGCCCAGCCUCCAACCUGGGCCUUGCCAGCAGUGUGCCCUGCUUCUCCAGCCCAUUGCUCCUGUGCCACUUCAGCCUGUCUACCCUCUCCCUAUCUCUGCUCAUUCCUCCUCCUCAUGAUCCCCACCGAGGCGGCACCGCCCUGCUGUGGCCCUCUUCCCUCCCUGCUACAAGAUGCCCAUUCCUCCCCACCUGACUGGGGCACUUGCUGCUGUCUGCCCUCUGGGAGGUUGGGUAUGGCCUCCUACACCUCCCACCACUAAGGUCUUCUAUUUCUGCCAGGACUCAGCUCAGGCCCUAGCCCAAGGGGACUGGUCACCUGAGUGGUGGUCAUGCUGGUAAAAGGCCCAGGAAGCAAGGGUGGCUCCAUCUCUAACCCGGCCUUGGCCAGUGUGGGCACAGGCCUUGGGGAGCCUCCCAGCACGCCAUCUCAGCGGCCGUCGGCAUGGCUCGUGCUGCAGGCUCUGUUCAAGGUGAUGUUUGAGGAAUCCCUGGUGGUGCUGCCCACCCAUGCAUCCUGGGUUCCUCUUCCCCAGCUCUCGGACUGCGGCUGGCUUGAGCUUUGAGUGUACUAACGGUCACUUGAUGUGCGCUGGCUGUUUUAUCCACCUACUAGCAGAUGCCCGGCUGAAGGAGGAGCAGGCCACAUGCCCCAACUGUCGAUGUGAGAUCAGUAAGAGCCUCUGCUGCCGCAACCUGGCUGUGGAGAAAGCCGUGAGCGAGCUGCCCUCCGAGUGUGGCUUCUGCCUGCGCCAGUUUCCCCGCUCCCUUCUGGAGAGGCAUCAAAAAGAGGAGUGCCAGGACAGGGUGACCCAGUGCAAGUACAAGCGCAUCGGCUGCCCAUGGCACGGCCCCUUCCAUGAGCUGACAGUGCACGAGGCUGCAUGUGCCCACCCAACCAAGACGGGCAACGAGCUGAUGGAGAUCCUGGACGAGAUGGAUCAGAGCCAUCGCAGGGAGAUGCAGCUCUACAACAGCGUCUUCAGCCUGCUCAGCUUUGAGAAGAUCGGCUACACAGGUGAGGCCCUGCCCACCGCACGCAGCCCACUGCACGCCACUCAGCUGAGGGGCCAGGAAAGCAGCAGGCUUUGGGCAGUGGGCACAAGUCGCGCCGGUUGCUGGGCUCUGGACAAGCUCCUGGCCAUGGAAGGAUCCCUCUGGGGGAGAACACAGGCUGGAGGCCAAGCAGGGAAGGGGCUGGGGCAGGACUCCAGGGGUACCUGCAUGGCUCUCACAGAGGCCCCUCCCACCUGUCCUUCUCACCCCAUCCCUGCCCGCCCCUCUCCCCCCCCGCCAGCUAGCAGUGUCCUCACUGCAUGGGGCUGCACAGCCCUGGGACAGUUGGGGUCUAACCAGAAAGUGGGUGUGUCUUGGGGGGCCCAGGAGCUGGGGGCCUGCCCUGCAGAGCCAGGGGCAAGAAGAACACUUGUCACGUCGGGUUCUACCUGCGGGAGGUCACUGCAGUGGCCACAGGCCUCCUAAGGCCAGCAAGAAGAUGCUCAGGGCCAGGGCUCCAGAAUGAGCGAGGGUGCCCAGCUCAGAAUGCAGAGCUGAGAGUGGACGUCUAGGGCCGGGCAGGCUGGACCACGCCCAGGCCCACUGGAUCUCAUGGGCUCUCCAGGCUACUGCUACUGCCUUUGGACGUGCUGGGGAGCAGGAGCCAGGCCAGAGCCUGGUCCAUACACAGAGAACAGCCAGAAGUACCUGCUGAUGCUGGGGCCAUUCAGGGAGACUCCAGCCCUCUACUACCCAGCCCAUACCA
Molecule: messenger RNA, 4924 nt
Organism: Equus quagga
Lineage: Eukaryota; Metazoa; Chordata; Mammalia; Perissodactyla; Equidae
Gene: ZFTRAF1
Product: zinc finger TRAF-type containing 1
Exons: 3
Coding region: 3673-4644 (323 amino acids)
Cellular component (GO): nucleus
Molecular function (GO): zinc ion binding
Source: RefSeq, a predicted model, not a curated record